Molecule: messenger RNA, 2550 nt
Organism: Prionailurus viverrinus (fishing cat)
Lineage: Eukaryota; Metazoa; Chordata; Mammalia; Carnivora; Felidae
Gene: WRAP73
Product: WD repeat containing, antisense to TP73
Exons: 12
Coding region: 1020-2357 (445 amino acids)
Biological process (GO): protein localization to mitotic spindle pole body; mitotic sister chromatid segregation; microtubule anchoring at mitotic spindle pole body
Cellular component (GO): microtubule organizing center; MWP complex; mitotic spindle
Molecular function (GO): protein binding
Source: RefSeq, a predicted model, not a curated record
GCUGGGUCUGGGUUCUCAGAAGGGAGGGGCGAGCGUGAGUGUCUGGGUCCGCCGGCCCCGGUAGACUGCGGAGGCUCUGGCAGGCAGGGCCUGGUCGGGUCAUGGGGCAAGCCUCCUUCGGGGGAAGAGGACCAGGGGUUCCCAGAGGGCGAGAGGACAAGGCACUCGCGGGGGCGCCAGCAAGGUGCGCAAAACCCGCGCUGACACCCGCGCAAAACCCGCGCUGACCUGCGUGGGCAGGUCCCAGGUCGCGCCCUGCGCUCUCCCUCUCCUCCGCGCGGGUGCAAACGCCAAAGGCAUUCUCCCCAGAUCUGCGUAGUGCCCGAGGGGAGGCGAGGGCCUCCCUGCAGGCAGGGUUGCCCAGUUCAGCCAAAAAGAAAGAAAAAAGAAAAGAAAAAAACCCAGAAAACGAAUACGUACUUAUUCACCGUGUAUAACAUACAAUGUGUGUAUAUACACUAUUACGUAUUUAGAUAGAAGCGCGUAGGUGUCCGUAAACGUAGUUACAUCUAAGCGCAUUCACGUGUAAGUAUAAACACUCAAACGUAAGCGGACACACAGGACGCCCGUUUACAUUUGAAGUUCAGAUAAGCGGGUACUUUUUUGGUGUUUGUCCCAUACAGUAUCUGAGAGCAUUUUCCCACAAAAAUGAUUCGUCGUUUGCCUGAAAUUCAACUUGAGCGCGCGUCCCGCGUUUUCGGUGUCAACCCUCGCUGGGGGGCGGAUCGUCCUGCUGGCGAGAAGCGCGGCGGCGCGGGAACGCGCGAACUACAAGCCCCACAAUGCUGCGCGGGCACCCGGGGCCCUGAUAGGCUGCGAGGUGCUUCCGCACCCCCGUCACUUCCGGCCGCGGUGUUGGCGGUUGCCGCAGACCCAGCUGGAGUGGAGCGCCUGGGGCCGGGGGUCGGAGGCAGCCAUGAACUUCUCCGAGGUGUUCAAGCUCUCCGGCCUGCUCUGCAAGUUCUCCCCGGACGGCAAGUACCUGGCUUCUUGCGUCCAGUACCGCUUAGUGGUCCGGGAUGUGCACACCCUCCAGAUCCUUCACCUGUACACGUGCCUGGACCAGAUCCAGCACAUCGAGUGGUCGGCGGACUCCCUCUUCAUCCUGUGCGCCAUGUACAAGCGGGGGCAGGUUCAGCUUGACGCGCGUGCGCUCAUGUGUUGUGGGUCUGCGUUUCUGUCCGUUGCGAAUCCAGGUGUGGUCCCUGGAGCAGCCGGAGUGGCACUGCAGGAUCGACGAGGGCUCGGCCGGGCUGGUGGCCUCCUGCUGGAGCCCCGACGGCCGCCACAUCCUCAACACAACCGAGUUCCACCUGCGGAUAACUGUCUGGUCCUUGUGCACAAAGUCCGUGUCUUACAUCAAAUACCCCAAAGCCUGUCAGCAGGGGGUCUCCUUUACCCGGGACGGCCGCUACAUGGCGCUGGCGGAGCGGCGCGACUGCCAGGACCACGUGAGCGUCUUCGUCUGCAGCGACUGGCAGCUCCUGCGGCACUUUGACACAGAGACCCAGGACCUCGCAGGGAUUGAGUGGGCCCCAAACGGCUGUGUGCUGGCAGUGUGGGACACCUGCCUGGAGUACAAGGUCCUGCUCUACUCCUUGGAUGGCCGGCUCUUGUCCGCGUACUGUGCCUACGAGUGGUCCCUGGGCGUCAAGUCUGUGGCCUGGAGCCCCAGCAGUCAGUUCCUGGCCAUCGGAAGCUAUGACGGGAAGGUGCGCAUCCUUAAUCACGUGACUUGGAAAAUGAUCACAGAGUUUGGGCACCCAGCCACCAUUAACAAUCCCAAAAUAGUCGUGUACAAGGAAGCCGAGAAGACUCCGCGGCUGGCGCCGGGCCGCGUGGCCUUCCCCCCGCCCAGAGCAGCGGCCGGCGUGGCCUACCCCGCGGAGACCAAGUAUGAGAUCGCCUCCGUGCCAGUCUCCUUACAGACCCUGAAGCCUGUUGCCGACAGAGCGAACCCGAAAAUCGGCAUCGGAGCGCUGGCCUUCAGCCCGGACAGCUACUUCCUGGCAACGAGAAGCGACAGUGUCCCGGACGCCGUCUGGAUCUGGGACAUGCAGAAGCUGAGGCUCUUCGUGGUGCUGGAGCAGCUGUCCCCCGUGCGCUCCUUCCAGUGGGACCCGCAGCAGCCCCGGCUGGCCAUCUGCACGGGAGGCGGCAAGGUGUACCUGUGGUCGCCAGCGGGCUGCGUGUCCGUGCAGGUGCCUGGGGAAGGUGACUUUCAGGUGCUUUCUCUGUGCUGGCAUUUAAACGGGGACUCACUGGCCCUCCUCAGUAAGGACCACUUCUGCCUGUGUUUCCUGGAAACCGAGGACAGGGUUGGCACGGCCUUUGGACGGCCAGGUGACCACACGUAGGACCUGCGAGUGCCCAGGCCCGGCCGAGACGAGAGAACACCGCGGCACGUGGCAGCUACGGGGAAGGUGCGGGGCUUCUGGGGGGCGGGGGGUGUUCCCCAACAGUGGCCCAGAUGAAAUGACCGGCUUUUAUUUUUGUAUAGCAUUCCUGUAAAUAUGUAUGGUAUGAAACUAAUUUUUAUUUAAAAUAAAC